This is a messenger RNA of Suillus subalutaceus, 1551 nucleotides long. RefSeq lists its product as uncharacterized. NCBI's taxonomy places the organism in Eukaryota, Fungi, Basidiomycota, Agaricomycetes, Boletales, Suillaceae. Bases 1 to 1551 code for a protein of 516 amino acids. The transcript has 3 exons. The record is from RefSeq and is a predicted model, not a curated record.
AUGACAGAGCACCUGGGAGGUCAACUAUCAUCCAAGAGGAACUUUCCAUGGAAGACGUUUCCAGCGGAGCUCAUUCGUCUUGGGAUGGUCAUCAAGGGAUAUCCAGAGGAUGUGUUGCUCCCCGGCGAAUUUCAUACCACUGCAAACAAAGGAAUAGCUAAUUUGACUCUGAAGGAGACCAGGAUCUUUGUUGCGGCCUUGAAGGCAGGUACUAUGCGGAUCAAGAAAGUUUCUGAAGCAUCGCACACUUCUCCAACCCCUCUCCCUGACGAUCAUGACUCUGGUGACAACGAUUCAGAUACAAAUCCCUCUACUGUCCGCCCCAUUCUUAAACCUCCUCCCUCACGCGAAUUCAAGGUAGUGAGACCCCCAAAGAGCCAGAAGAAGGACGAGAAGAAGAUAAUCAAGAAAAAUUUGAAGGAGGUCGUAUCUCCUAUGUCCAGCAAUCUCAGCAAUCCUCGCUCUGACUCUGAGCAGCCUGAUGAUGAUGACGGAGUCAAGAAUGACUCUGACUAUGAAAACGACUCUGCCCCAUCUAAGAAGCGAAAGGCGAAGUCAGAGGUCACUUCGCGAGCAUCGAAGAAGAGGACUCCACCUUCCGAAGCCUCUUUGCCAAAGAUAGGACAUUCAAAGAGCAUGAAGGGGAAAGGCAAGGUACACGCUGAGAAGAGGAAACAACCAUUCGCUAUCGAGUCCUCGGAUGAGGAGGAGGCUCCAGACAUGCCUGUGCGAGUAAUACAAACCGCUAAACGCUUGCAUGAUGGCCCCACAGCUCAAGAGGUCCCAAAGGCCAGCAUGGGACCGAAUGACGCCGAUGCCACUGCCAGAGGCUCUGUAGAGGCACCCGUGAGGACCAAGCCUGCUGCUGCUGCUGGUCAAAGCACCACUGUCAGGGUCACUAGAGAGGCACCCGCAGGCAACACUGGCCAUGCCGAUAGUGUGCCUGCGCACUCAUUGCCACCUUCGUCCCCUUCGCAAAAUCAUCAGCAAGCACAUUCCCUCCCAGAAAAUUCUAUUCAUACCAACACUGCUACUCUGGCGAUGAAGCAAGGCAACAACGCUGUCCGGAUAGAGCCUGCUACUCAUGUGGCCAGCAACACCUCGUGCACAGACCCCGUCCAUGCAGAUCCUACAACUCGUGCAGCAAGCCAGGACAACACCAUGCUUGCAGACCCCAUCCGCACAGACCGUCCUCCAUCUCUGCAGCCUGACCUCCUGCCAACUUUAGCAGCUCAUCACAGGCGCAGUGAACCUGCAAUGGAAGUGCCGCGAUCACAUCAUGAACGGCGUACUGAGCCUGAGCUGCCAGCCACGUCUACUGAUGGAGAUUUCAAUGCUGAGAAUCAUACCAUGAUGCGGGUGCAUGAUCCAGAGGUCAGACCAAUGUAUGACCCAUGCCAAAGAGGUCCAAUACUGCCGCGCUAUGGACCAGGCUUCACUCAGUACCCCCAGUCCGACUAUUACCAUGAUCCUCGUACUAUGCCUCAUGCUCCACAGCUCCCUCAUGCCCCUCAGCCUCGUUCUCAUCAGCCCUCUCAUGCCCCGCUGUAG